AGGGAAGUUCAUCUUGCAGGUCUCUGCUGAGUCCUCGGUUUAUUUCUGGUAUUUCUCAGUGAGGUUGAUCCUAGGCAGUUGGACCAGGUGAUCACAGUGGAUCACAGGGAUCUGAUCUAAGCUUCUGAGCUGGUGUGAAAGUUCUGUUGUGUAGUGAUGAGGAAAGGGAACCUUUCUCCUCUCAGCAGCAGGUGGUUGUCUUAGAUAGACUUCAGUGCACACCCCUAAUUCCUGAUAAUUUUCAGGACAGCUUUUGGCCGUUUCUUAGAAGAACAGUGCCCUGCUAUUUGAUAAUGCUUUAAUUUUUUCUUAAAACAUGCUUUUUCACUCUUGGUGGUUUGAGCCUAGCUUUGGUAGUGUUAACAAUUCACCCAGAACAAAAACUCCCAUUUUUUUGCUUUGAGUUCUGAGCUCUAACUUAUCUAAUAUCUUUUCUUUCAUUUCUGAUAGCAGCUUUGAAUCCUUUCAUCAUCUUCAAUAGUACCAAGUUAGAUGUUCAAGUCUCUGUAUGUAAUUGUCAAAUGCUCAAGAUUUUGCUGAGUUUACAUGUCACAUUCACCUGCAGUGUCUUGGAGUGUGAACUUUUACCAAAACGUCUUUCUUUGCUUUUGUACAGUCCCUGACACAAGGGGAGUCUAAUCUUCAGUUUUCCGUUCUUCUUGUACUUACUUAUCUCUUCAUCUUUUUCUCUUACUUACUUCUGUUAAAGAGUUUGUCUCUACCUUUUUCCUCCUUCCCACUGUUAAAUGUGGAAUUACUUUAUGUAGAUCUCAUUUGCUUAUCGCUCUUCUUUAACUUAUGACAUGUAGAUAGGAGGUUUACAGAAUAUCUUUCCUUUUUGCUAGCAGCAACUUUAAAGUCUGAAGUCCUCCUCAAACAAGUUUUGCCAGCUGUUACAAAUCACUCAUUCGACCUCAUUCCUAUUUCAGUUGUUCUUUCAAGGCAGCUGCGUUUGAUCUUCUUGCCCAGCAUUCCAGUCUUAUGAGGAAUAGAUGGGGCUACCCAGGGGAGGCCUGACAACACAGCCUCCUUUUACUCUCUAAAGACAGGUAAUUGCAAUUUUGGCUGCCUUGUUCAAUUUGUGUUUAAUUCAUUUAAGUCAUCUGCAAAAUAGCUGUGGUAUUAAGUUGAUCCCUUCAGGAGUGUGGCGAGACUUAAACAAAUUUUGUAAUGUGCUUUCACAAUCACUGAAAUGCAAAGUGCUACUGGCUUUUUUUCUGCUUCACCCACCUUGUCCAUGUGGCUUUCUGCAGCUCCAGAUUGUGGUUUGGCAUUCAGCACUCCCUUUUCCCCACCUUAGAGAUGCUUGUAGCACCUUUCACCCACAAUGUGUCAGUGUGUAACCAGACCUCUACAAAAAAUUCACAUGCACUUCUUGUCUACAAGAAACAGCAGAUGUUUUUAUCAAAUUUACUCAUCCCUACCAGUUGUAUAUGUGGUGGACAUUGAAGUGUUUGCUUUGCCUCAGUUUCUGUAUUUCCUGUAAAAAAACCCAUAGGCUUUAAUUCUGUAGAUUGCAAGAGUGGAACAAGAAUCAAUAGUGCAAAGGAUUCUGGCAGGCCAGGAACUGAGGAAUUCUGAGAAUUUAGGAACACCAAACUCUGCUGUAUUGACUAGAUCUUUCUUAAGGCCAUAGUCUUUUAUGUCUGCUACACUUGGAUACCUAAAAUACCAAUUUUUCCAUGUACCAUGGAAAAUUUUAAUAUUUUUUUGGAUCUUGAGUACUUUGGGUUAGCUCUUUUCCUUCCAUUUGUUUAAUUUACAGUCAGCAGUGCAGUGGGUUUGUGUUUGGCAAGUUGCAGGAUGCAAAUGUUGAGUGCUUCAUCUCUUCUGCAGGUGCUGUUCUUUGGAUUUGGGUGGCUCUUCUUCAUGCGAAAGCUCUUCAAGGAUUAUGAGGUACGACAGUAUGUGGUCCAGGUGAUCUUCUCUGUGACUUUUGCCUUCUCUUGUACCAUGUUUGAGCUCAUCAUCUUUGAGAUUUUGGGAGUGCUGAACAGCAGCUCUCGAUAUUUUCAUUGGAAGCUGAACCUCUGUGUCAUUUUGCUCAUCCUGAUCUUCAUGGUGCCCUUCUACAUUGGUUACUUUGUUGUGAGCAAUAUCAGAUUAUUGCACAGACAGAAACUACUUUUUGCGUGUGUUGUGUGGUUGACAUUCAUGUAUUUCUUCUGGAAGUUGGGAGAUCCGUUUCCUAUCCUCAGCCCAAAACACGGAAUCCUGUCUAUAGAACAGCUCAUCAGCCGUGUUGGUGUGAUUGGGGUGACACUCAUGGCUUUGCUGUCAGGAUUUGGGGCUGUCAACUGUCCAUACACUUACAUGUCCUAUUUUCUCAGGAACGUGACAGAUGCAGAUAUUCUGGCUCUGGAGAGACGGCUCCUCCAGACUAUGGACAUGAUUGUUAGCAAGAAAAAACGGAUAGCAGUGGCUCACAGGACAAUGUUCCAGAGAGGAGAAGUGCAUAACAGACCCACUGGCUUCUGGGGAAUGAUAAAAAGUGUCACAACAUCUGUUCCUGGCAGUGAAAAUCUGUCUCUUAUCCAGCAAGAAGUGGAUGCCUUGGAAGAAUUGAGUCGGCAGCUUUUCCUGGAAACUGCUGACUUGCAUGCAACAAAGGAGAGAAUAGAGUAUUCCAAAACUUUCCAGGGAAAAUACUUUAACUUUUUGGGUUAUUUUUUCUCUAUCUACUGUGUCUGGAAAAUUUUCAUGGCAACCAUCAAUAUUGUAUUUGAUCGUGUGGGGAAGACUGAUCCAGUCACAAGAGGAAUUGAGAUCACUGUAAAUUACCUGGGAAUCCAGUUUGAUGUCAAAUUCUGGUCUCAGCACAUUUCCUUUAUUCUUGUUGGAAUAAUCAUUGUUACCUCUAUUAGAGGGUUGUUAAUCACACUUACAAAGUUCUUCUAUGCCAUUUCCAGCAGCAAGUCCUCCAAUGUUAUUGUUCUGCUGCUAGCACAGAUAAUGGGAAUGUACUUUGUGUCAUCAGUGCUCCUGAUCCGCAUGAGCAUGCCUCCGGAAUACCGCACCAUUAUUACAGAGGUCCUGGGAGAGCUCCAGUUCAACUUCUAUCACCGGUGGUUUGAUGUGAUAUUCCUAGUUAGUGCCCUGUCCAGUAUCCUCUUUCUCUAUUUAGCACACAAACAAGCCCCAGAAAAGCAUAUGGCCCUCUGAGGCAGAACUGCAGCCAUGCACUGCUCUCUGUCCUGUCAGCUGCACUGCUGCAGCUCCUGUGGAUUGCAGAACUCGGAGAGACAGGACUGCUGGGUGUGUUCUGGCAGUGUAACUGCAAAACUUGGAGAGACAGGACUGCUCUGUGUGUUCUGGCUCCUUGAACCUCCACACGUGUCAUCAUCCAGCUCUGUGGCUCAUUUUGUUCAGUGCCACAGCUGGAAGGGAUGGGGGUGUGUCUAUUAAACUUGAAACAGUUCAUUGCCAGGCAAUAAAAGCAAUCCUGGAUACACCACUAUCCAGGGGCAUCAGAACUUGUGUAGGCUGGCUAAGGGAACACCUUCUGCUGUUGGAACAUCAUCUUCACAGAAGGCACCAAGAAAUGCAAUUUUUCUUUUGAAAAUCAACUUAUAAUUGGGAUUUGGAGGACAGCAGUUCUGGAAAUGAAUGUGUGAGUCUAUGGAAUUAAAUAAGCUUUUGUAAUA
Messenger RNA from Sturnus vulgaris (Common starling), 3644 nucleotides. Lineage: Eukaryota; Metazoa; Chordata; Aves; Passeriformes; Sturnidae. The record is from RefSeq and is a predicted model, not a curated record.